AUGUUAUCAAAAUUAAUUUUAGGAUUCUGCCUAUGGAUUCCUUCUCAUACCUACGCCGCUCUAUUGCAAUUCCACGCGACAUCGAGUGUAGCACACACAUCUUCAGAUCUCAGCGAAGCUAACGCACCAGCUGGUGCUGUUUCUGCAAUCACCUGGAGUCCUGGAACAAUGACGAUGACCGAGAGAAUGACAGAAGGCGCGCAAGCUGAAAGAACCCAAGAUGAAUUAACCCACGACGCUUUAUUGGUAGAUUUCGACCAAGAUGUUCAUACUGGACAGGUCCCAAAUAUGGCAACCUUAAGGAGAUUGCUUCGUCAAUCCACUGAAAUCUCACCUAGCCCGGGCCAGGGCCAGACCGAUCUUCAUGCACCAAAUUUAGUUGGAAUGAGAAGAUACAGUUCAGAAGAACUCUAUCAUAUCGAACAGAAAGCUAAACAAAUGAAGAAUGGGUUUGAUUACACAUACUUACCAGAUGGUAAAUUUCUAAGAAACCAAAAGACCAUGUGGGAUGUUCAUGGAUUCGGUGGAAGGAUCAGAGUUUAUGAUUACGAAGAUCAUGAGUUAUUAUAUCAAACAGAUUGUUGUUAUUGUAAAGGUCAGAAAAGAGAUUGGGAUGAUCUGACGACUGGAGAAGCUUGGUUAGAGAUUGCUGCUUAUGGAUGUGGUGGGAUAGCUUGUGGUGCAUUGACUUUUGCAGUCAAGAUGAUGUGUGGACUCUAA
Molecule: messenger RNA, 720 nt
Organism: Melampsora larici-populina 98AG31
Lineage: Eukaryota; Fungi; Basidiomycota; Pucciniomycetes; Pucciniales; Melampsoraceae
Exons: 1
Coding region: 1-720 (239 amino acids)
Source: RefSeq, a predicted model, not a curated record